Pogonomyrmex barbatus (red harvester ant) is the source of this 776-nucleotide messenger RNA. RefSeq lists its product as uncharacterized. Lineage: Eukaryota; Metazoa; Arthropoda; Insecta; Hymenoptera; Formicidae. The record is from RefSeq and is a predicted model, not a curated record.
GGGGGAGAAACGCGGUAGGGCCACCAUCGAUGGAGAAAUCAUAAAAAGCCGGGUACAGAUAAGGCACGCUCACCUUGGCGCAUCACUUGUGGUACCCUAUAAAAGAGAAGGACGCACCUCACGUUCCGAUCAAAUCGUAUCAAAAUGUCGCGUCCGAUCGUCGUUGCACUCGCAAUUCUGGGACUCUUGCAGGCGGCCACGGCUAUCGAUCUGUCACAAACUGAUAAUAUCCAGGUCAAUUUCGCUGAAGAGGAUGUUGUACCAAAAACGGCGCUGAAAAGUCUCGUGUCCAAUACAUAUGCUGCUGGAUUCAUCGGAAAUCUCGAAAUUGGACAAAGACGUGCCGAUGAAACAGUCUUCCGCCGAGUUAUCGAGUUCAAUAAUCCAACGAAUACUGUUCAAUCGGGUAUUCUAACGCUGACCAUCACUAACGGAGUUAUUCAUUACAUUAGUGUGAUGAAUGACAACGGCAGCUAUGCGGUGGUAUGCGGCGAGUCGUCAAGUCUGGGAACAUCCAGAACCAGCAUCAACAUCCGCGCGUCUGCCAACACGAAAUCCUAUCUUACAAUAAUCGCAGCAGCGCAUUAAAUGAUCGUGUGCGAAAAACAAUGGCAUUUACCGCAGCUCAUACGUUUGAACGAAUAAAUAAGAAUAAUUGUGUCCCUUUUUAUUUCUCAUAUAAGUUUAUUAAUUGUAUAAUAAGAAAUUUCUAUAGUCCUAUAUUGUACUCUUGUUUUGCAUGAAAAUAAAAGAGUCUUGAUAGAGAUCAGCAGCAA